GUUUCAGGUGUGCCAGCCCUGAGGUUCACAGGAUAACAUCAACGCAGCUCACAGACAGAUUUAACACAGGUCUGAAGUGCGCUAAGACGAAGACACCUGGAGUAUUGUUUAACCAUCAGAUGGCUCUUUGUAAUGUAGCAACACUUCAGACUGCUACUCUUGGGUGUAUGUUGGUGUGUGUUCUUUCAUAUCUGUUUAUAAAUGGGAAUGUUGGAGGUCCUGAAGCCAACCCACUUCCCUCACAACAUACAAAGAGGUUGCCACCCCCUCUUCCACCGAGUCAUCUUCCCUCCCCUGGUCCAUGCACCUGUGCCAACGGUUCAAUGCUUCUCAAAAACUUGGUGCCUAAGAAUCAGGCGGUGGAGCUGAUAAAACGCAGAGAGAAGGAGUUCCAACAACACAAAGCCAGGACUGAGUCUGUGUUAUCCACACGGCUGUAUGCUCCGUCUAACUCUCCCCUGCAGUACCCUAUCCAGGGUUUCAAAGUACGACCUAUGACCCCCACCUUCAUCCCAGGUCUAGCACUGCAUGCAGAACAAAGAAAAAAUUACACGGUGUCCUUGAAAGUGUCCACAGGAGUCCUGAGUACAACUAUUCCAGCUGCACGAGCAAAGGUCCAAGGUAAUGGUGAGAGCCGACUGAUGAUGGUGUCCAGCAGCCUGGAGACCCUCAAUGAGCUGCUGGCUAAUGUGUCCUAUACCAGCACUGUUUAUCACAUACACACCGGAGACCUCGCAUCCUUCCAGUUUGAGGACCAUGAAGCUGUGUUUCCCAUUACCAUCAAACAGCCUCAACCUCCAGUCCUGUACGACAUGGGAACAGAUAUCAACUCUCAAGUCACCAUCACCACUAAGACGUUCCUGCGCUACCCACAACUCAAGGUGUUGUUGAAAAGCAUCCGGCAGUUUUACAAAGACAUAGAAGUCAUCAUCGCAGAUGACAGCUUUGUAACAGAGAACAUUACUGGAGAUCACAUCCAACAUUACAUCAUGCCUCCAGGAAAGGGCUGGUUUGCUGGCAGGAAUCUGGCAGUUUCCCAGGUCACCACCAAGUACAUCCUGUGGGUAGACGAUGACUUCCUGUUUACCAAGUGGACCAAAAUCGAAGAGAUGGUGAAGGUGAUGGAGGCGGUCCCAGAACUGGACGUGCUCGGCGGUAAAGUAGGAAAAGACCAGUUUUAUUCCUCUCUCAUCUAUGAGGAAGGAGACGAAAUGGAAGGUGGCUGCAUGUACAGGAAGACCAGAGGGAAGUUCCACUCUCUUCCUGGUUACCCAGAAUGCUCAUUGGUCAGUGGGGUGGUCAACUUCUUCCUGGCUCGUACAGAUGCCGUACAGAGGGUGAGAUUCGACCCUAAGCUCAAGAGGGUAGCACACUCAGAGUUCUUCAUGGAUGGCCUGGGCUCCUUGAUGGUGGCAACAUGUGGCCAUGUGUCCAUUGGACAUCAGAAAAGACGUAAACAGAAGGGCUACAUGAGGUUCAGACAACCUGCAAAGAGUGAUACAAUCUCAAAGCUGCAGCUCCACUUCUUCAAAAACCACCUGAAAUGUAUCCGCUAUGGAUAGAAGACCACUAGAGCAGUGGUUCUCAAACGUUUUGUUUAUGCGGACCACUAUUUAUUAUUAAGGAUUUUCGCGGACCACCUCAUAUGCAAACCGUAGAAAUAAGUACAUAUAUAAAUGUAGUGUUAAAACGCAGAUAUUUGUUAUAGUUAAUCAUAGACAAUCAAAAGUAAAUUGAAGCCUAUCUGAUACUUUUGUCGCACGUGUGACCGGUGUGGGGGAAACUUCUGUGUAGCAAUGCAUUGGGAGUCACCGACUCAGGAAGGAGACACGGUGAGAGUUGGA
Trematomus bernacchii (emerald rockcod) is the source of this 1844-nucleotide messenger RNA. Its product is annotated as beta-1,4 N-acetylgalactosaminyltransferase 2-like. The record is from RefSeq and is a predicted model, not a curated record. Gene Ontology annotation, biological process: UDP-N-acetylgalactosamine metabolic process; UDP-N-acetylglucosamine metabolic process. The transcript is spliced from 12 exons. Lineage: Eukaryota; Metazoa; Chordata; Actinopteri; Perciformes; Nototheniidae. Bases 120 to 1562 code for a protein of 480 amino acids.